AUGGAAGGGAUAAAACACAAGACGAUUAAUGUGAACGGAAUAAGCAUGCAUGUAGCAGAAAAGGGGGAGGGACCGGUGGUUCUAUUUCUCCACGGUUUCCCUGAGUUUUGGUACACUUGGCGUCACCAAAUCACAGCACUUGCGGACUCAGGCUACCGUGCUGUGGCACCGGACUUACGUGGGUAUGGAGAUACAGAAGCUCCGGCGAGCAUCACGAGUUACACAUGUCAUCAUGUGGUUGGGGAUCUGGUGGGUCUUAUAAAAUCUUUGGGAGAGGAAAAAGUGUUUCUUGUAGCACAUGACUGGGGAGCCUUAAUAGGAUGGUAUUUGUGUUUGUUUAGACCUGAUUUGAUCAAAGCUUUCAUUUCAAUUACUGUUCCAUUCAGACCUAGACUUCUUAAUAUUAAACCUGUUGCGGCCAUGCGUGCGUUCUUUGGAGAUGAUUAUUAUAUGUGCAGAUUUCAGGUACCAGGGGAGAUUGAAGGUGAGAUAGCUGAGUAUGGAACCCGUCAAGUACUAAAGAAGAUCCUAACCGAUCGUAUUCCAGGCCCCCCUCUCCUACCCAAGGGUAACCCUUUCGGCAUUUCUAACGAUUUUCUUUCCUCCACAUUACCUUCUUGGCUUUCGGAGGAUGAUCUAAGUUUCUAUGCCGACAAGUAUGACCAGAAAGGCUUCACUGGAGGACUCAAUUACUACCGAGCUUUAGAUUUGUAA
This is a messenger RNA of Impatiens glandulifera, 714 nucleotides long. RefSeq names its product epoxide hydrolase A-like. Bases 1 to 714 code for a protein of 237 amino acids. The record is from RefSeq and is a predicted model, not a curated record. Gene Ontology annotation, molecular function: hydrolase activity. The transcript is spliced from 2 exons. NCBI's taxonomy places the organism in Eukaryota, Viridiplantae, Streptophyta, Magnoliopsida, Ericales, Balsaminaceae.